Molecule: messenger RNA, 219 nt
Organism: Penicillium macrosclerotiorum
Lineage: Eukaryota; Fungi; Ascomycota; Eurotiomycetes; Eurotiales; Aspergillaceae
Exons: 2
Coding region: 1-219 (72 amino acids)
Source: RefSeq, a predicted model, not a curated record
AUGAGCAGGAACUUUCUUCCUGUUGUCCUCGCGAUUGGUGUCGGUGUAUUCACAGGCUAUUACACCUUCCAACCGACCUUCCAGCAGCUGGCAGCGGAAAGGACGCAAGGCCCCUCUGGCGCGCUUAAUCAAUUGAAUAAACCUGCUGAGGCGUCUUCAGUGGGCACUGCACCUACCUCCAAGCCCGAUGCUAGCCCCCAAGCCGAGCAAAAGAAAUAA